AUGACCCCGAAUCGUAGAAGCACAGACUCGUACAACAUGCUCGGCGCGUCGUUCGAUUUCGACCCGGAUUUCUCGCUUUUGUCGAACAAAACUCACAAGAACAAGAAUCCAAAGCCGCCGGUCAAGCUUCUUCCCUACCGCCACGGAAGCAACACCACCUCCUCCGACUCGGACAGCUACAUCUUCAACAGUGGAUCGGGAUCUUCCGACGAUGAGACCCCACCACCAGUUGCUCCGAUUUUCAUUUCGCUCGAAGAUGUGCUGUUCAACGGGCAGCUCAUCGAUUUCGCAAUCGAUCCAUCGGGCGUAAAGUUCUUGGAGGCCAACUACCCACUGGAUUCCGAAGAUCAGAUUCGUAAAGCCGUCUUCGAGAAGCUCACCGAAUCCACGACGCUCUUCGUGGGGCUCUGCCACAGUCGAAGUGGCAAUUUCAUCGUUCAGAAGCUCGUCGAGCUCGCAACACCGGCCGAGCAGCGGGAAUUGCUUCGUCAAAUGAUCGACGGAGGGCUUUUGGCCAUGUGCAAGGAUAAAUUCGCAUGUCGAGUUGUGCAGUUGGCUCUGCAGAAAUUCGACCAUUCCAACGUCUUCCAGCUCAUCCAAGAGCUCAGCACAUUCGACCUGGCGGCAAUGUGCUGAGCUCUUGGAUGAUCAAAUCUCGAUCCACGUGAUUCAACGUGUCGUCAAGCAACUUCCAGUCGACAUGUGGACCUUUUUCGUGCAUUUCCUCUCGUCAGGAGAUUCACUGAUGGCCGUGUGCCAGGACAAGUAUGGAUGUCGUCUCGUGCAACAGGUCAUCGAUAGACUCGCCGAGAAUCCCAAGCUCCCGUGUUUCAAAUUCCGUAUUCAAUUGUUGCAUUCUCUGAUGACGUGUAUCGUCCGUAAUUGCUACCGGCUGUCUUCCAACGAGUUCGCCAACUACGUCAUCCAAUACGUCAUCAAAUCGUCGGGUAUCAUGGAAAUGUACAGAGACACUAUCAUCGAUAAAUGCCUGCUCCGUAACUUGCUCUCAAUGUCACAGGACAAGUAUGCGUCGCACGUCAUCGAGGGAGCGUUCUUGUUUGCACCGCCCGCGUUGCUUCACGAGAUGAUGGAGGAGAUUUUCAGUGGAUAUGUGAAGGAUGUCGAGUCGAAUCGUGAUGCGUUGGAUAUUCUUCUGUUCCACCAGUAUGGCAACUAUGUCGUUCAGCAAAUGAUUUCGAUUUGCACCGCCGCUUUGAUUGGCACAGAAGAACGUCAACUUCCACCAGCUAUUCUGCUUCUCUACUCUGGAUGGUACGAGAAAAUGAAGCAGCGUGUGCUCCAACACGCCUCCCGUCUCGAGCGUUUCUCAUCUGGAAAGAAGAUUAUCGAUUCGGUGAUGAGGCAUGGAGUCCCUACUGCUGCAGCAAUCAAUGCACAAGCUGCACCAUCAUUAAUGGAAUUGACCGCCCAGUUUGACGCAAUGUUCCCCUCGUUCCUGGCUCGUUGA
Caenorhabditis elegans is the source of this 1468-nucleotide messenger RNA. Lineage: Eukaryota; Metazoa; Nematoda; Chromadorea; Rhabditida; Rhabditidae. The record is from the annotation of a RefSeq genome assembly.